This is a messenger RNA of Panicum virgatum (switchgrass), 1222 nucleotides long. Its product is annotated as protein OSB1, mitochondrial-like. The coding region runs from base 70 to 780 and encodes 236 amino acids. Gene Ontology annotation, cellular component: mitochondrial nucleoid. The record is from RefSeq and is a predicted model, not a curated record. Gene Ontology annotation, molecular function: single-stranded DNA binding. Gene Ontology annotation, biological process: mitochondrial DNA replication; positive regulation of helicase activity. Lineage: Eukaryota; Viridiplantae; Streptophyta; Magnoliopsida; Poales; Poaceae. The transcript is spliced from 4 exons.
UGGCAGAGAGACACCCUAAAAAAAAAAAUAUUUAGAACAAAAAAAAAGGAAAGCAGACCAAGGAGGCAGAUGCUGCGGCGCCUCGCCGGCGGAGGCGCCACCGUGCGUUCGUCGUCGGCAGCGGCGGCGUUCCGGCGGCUGCUCCACACCGGUAGCGGAGGCGGAUGCGGCUCUGGGGAGCCGGAGAGUGUGGCGUACCGCAUGUCGAUGCUGCGGCGCCCCUCUUCCGUCGGGAAGAGGGGGCUCACCCGGAACUCGUGCAGCCUCAUCGGCCGCCUCGCCGCGCCGGUGACGCCGUACGAAGAUAGCUGCGAGGAAUACCCCGAGGCGUACACCUUCCUCUCCGUCUCCCCGUCGUCGUCCGCGGCCUCCUCGAGCUCUUCCAACUUCAGGGUGACAUUGCAGUGGAAGGGUGAGCUGGCGAAUGUUAGUCUAAAGCAUUUGAAGCACAAUGACCUUGUUUAUGUAUCGGGUCAUCUGAGCUCUUAUCAUAAAGUCAGUUCAAGUGGUGAACGGUAUAUUUUCUAUAAGAUUUAUGUCAACGAGCUGAAUUAUGUACUAGAUCAAAAUAAGAAGCUUCAAAAUGAUGCAGAUGCAAUAGAUCCACCCGCAAUGCCAUCUAUCACCCCUCAAAUGCUAGAAGAGAACAAGUGCAUAAACCGGCUUCGCUUGUGGCAUGUCUUCUUUGCCAACCCUUAUGAAUGGUGGGACAACCGGCAAUCCAAACGGCAUGUCAAUUCCCCUGAUUUCCGGCACAAGGACACCCGCGAGAGAAUAUGACUUCGUCCAGAUGACCCUCCCUGGGUACGUAAACAGCUUGAGAUUCAUGACCUGGAAAGAGCAGAGAAUGGUCACAAGGGUAGUGGUCGACUGUUAAAAGAUUACAAUUGGAAACCUCAAGAUUUUGACUACUAUUUACAGUAUUCCGCUGAAGCAUGAGGAAGAAAUAUGACAUCAUGUGCUGAAAAAUCAGAGAAAUUCAUGUAGUCAUUGAAGGACUGUGCUUUUCUUCGUCUGAUGACCUUACUGGAUUGUAUAUAUGGUAUACUUCGCAGUUAGGUUGUGGAGUUUUUAACAUUGCUAAUUAUUGGCUAGUGUGUAGUUUGUAAUUCGUUUUACGUGUAUUAUGAGGUUCAAAUGUGAAAGGCAAACCUCAACGGUCAAUGGAACAUCUACAUUUUAGUUGAGGCACUAAGCGAUAUAUAUUGUCGUUACUUAAAAA